AUGUCGUGGUCGAAGGCUUGUAGAGGGAGUCGAGUUUCUUCAUAUCUAGAGAACCUGCAUCGAACAUCGCAUUCUACGAGGACUGUUCCUCACGUUUUAUGCUCUCGUUAUUACACUCAUGGAGCUUUUAAAGGCAAUGAGCAUAAUCUCCGAAGAAAGACAGUGUUUUGGGGAAACACUUCUUUGUUUUGCCCGUCUAAUUCCCACUCUGCUACUGCUACGUCGAUGUUGCUCGGUGCCCAUCGCCAGUAUUCUACUCACUCUAUAACAGAAACCAAAUCAAAGAAAAUGCUCUAUUACCUCACUGCUGUUGUCUUUGGCAUGGUGGGGCUGACUUACGCAGCUGUGCCAUUGUAUAGAACAUUCUGCCAAGCUACUGGAUAUGGAGGUACUAUUCAACGCAAAGAGACUGUUGAGGAAAAGAUUGCUAGGCAUUCAGAAUCUGGUACCGUCACUGAAAGGGAGAUUGUGGUGCAGUUCAAUGCUGAUGUUGCAGAUGGGAUGCAGUGGAAGUUCACUCCAACGCAAAGAGAGGUGAGAGUAAAGCCAGGAGAAAGUGCACUCGCCUUUUACACUGCGGAAAACAAAAGUUCAUCUCCCAUAACCGGAGUCUCGACAUACAAUGUCACUCCCAUGAAGGCAGGAGUUUACUUUAACAAGAUACAGUGUUUUUGCUUUGAGGAACAGCGACUUCUUCCCGGCGAACAAAUCGACAUGCCGGUCUUCUUCUACAUUGAUCCAGAGUUUGAAACCGAUCCAAGAAUGGACGGAAUCAACAACUUGAUAUUGUCUUACACUUUCUUCAAAGUGUCCGAGGAAACUACUAAAGAUACGGACAACAAUAACAGCUCCUCUGUCGCAGCUCAAGAAACCACUUAA
Arabis nemorensis is the source of this 879-nucleotide messenger RNA. NCBI's taxonomy places the organism in Eukaryota, Viridiplantae, Streptophyta, Magnoliopsida, Brassicales, Brassicaceae. The record is from the annotation of a GenBank genome assembly.